Echinops telfairi (small Madagascar hedgehog) is the source of this 4184-nucleotide messenger RNA. RefSeq names its product folliculin interacting protein 2 (gene FNIP2). Lineage: Eukaryota; Metazoa; Chordata; Mammalia; Afrosoricida; Tenrecidae. The coding region runs from base 377 to 3892 and encodes 1171 amino acids. Gene Ontology annotation, cellular component: cytoplasm. The transcript has 18 exons. The record is from RefSeq and is a predicted model, not a curated record. Gene Ontology annotation, molecular function: protein-folding chaperone binding; ATPase inhibitor activity.
AUGUUUUGUCUUUUGCAAACCAGAAUACAAGCUUAGGAACAAAAGUAGGAAGUGGGAUUUGUACUGGUCUAUAUUUAUUAUGGGCCUGCUGAGAGCAAGUUUUAUACUGUGAAUGGAUUCAUCUAACUUCCUAAGUUGUUGGACGGUUUAAUUACGGAACAAGUGAAUGUUCCUUUUUUUUUUUUUUUUUAAUGCCCUAAUGUUUGAAAGCAGAAAUUAGUAGUCUGCUGCCGGUAGCUUAUCCACCUAAUGUAUUGGGAGUGAUAUAAAUGAACUAUCAUCUAUAACUGCUGGUGACCAAGAACCUUCAAAACCACAUGUCCAACUUGAUGUUGAUGGUGUGGAUAAACCAGAAGAACGUGAAAGUGCUCAGGGGAUGUGUGGUGGCGCCGUGAAGACCACAAACUGGCCAGCGACCUGGCAACAUGCAGCCAGACACGUGAGCAGAGCAGCGGCAAGUGCUGAGAGAACUUACAGGACCUUUUUGUGCAGCAAGCUUCGAAAAUGUACCGGGGUAGGAAGGGACAUCAACUUUACCAUGCGACGCCACAACAGCUGGUCGUGUUCGGAAUUGGACCUGAGUGAAAUUCGCCUGAUCGUUUAUCAGGACUGCGAAAGGCGAGGCAGACAAGUCUUGUUUGACUCUAAGGCUGUUCACGAGGUUGAAGAGGAGGGAGCAGCUCAGAACCCGGAGGAUGUCCCUGUUACGAGGCCAGCCAGGUCCUGUCAGGGAAGCAGCAGUGUGAGCAGCAGCAGCAGCAGCAGCAGCAGCCUGUCUUUCCACAGUUCUUCCGGGGGAUCUUUACCACAUGCUAAGGAGCAGCUCCCAAAGUAUCAGUAUGCAAGACCAGCCUCAGAUGUCAGCAUGCUUGGGGAAAUGAUGUUUGGCUCUGUGGCAAUGAGCUAUAAAGGCUCUACCUUAAAGAUACACUAUAUACGUUCUCCUCCACAGCUGAUGAUUAGUAAAGUCUUCUCUGCUAGAAUGGGCAGUUUCUGUGGGAGUACCAAUAACUUGCAAGACAGCUUUGAAUACAUCAACCAAGAUCCUAAUUUGGGAAAACUGAACACAAAUCAAAAUAGUUUGAGUACUUGUCGUACUGGAAGUAACCUAGGGCUGCUGCAGGCAUGCGGCAGCAGACUGCUGCUGGGGGCAGCUGAAGGAGCGCCCCUCCGGCUCACCCGCAGUGCCUCUUUCCUCGCAGCACACAGCACACCAGUUGAUAUGCCAAGUAGAGGACAAAAUGAAGACCGGGACAGCGGCAUUGCUCGAUCAGCCUCACUAAGCAGCCUUUUGAUCACACCGUUCCCGUCUCCGAGCUCCUCUGCGUCCUCGUCCAGCAGUUACCAGCGCCGCUGGCUUCGAAGCCAGACAACGAGUUUGGAAAACGGCCUCAUUCCAAGGAGGUCAACUGAUGAAACAUUCAGCUUGGCCGACGAAACCUGUAGUUCCAAUCCAGCCAUAGUUCGGAGGAAGAAAAUUGCCAUAAGCGUCAUCUUUUCCCUGUGUGAGAAAGAAGAAGCCCAGAGGAACUUCCAGGACUUCUUUUUUUCUCAUUUCCCCCUGUUUGAAUCUCAUAUGAACAGGCUGAAGAGUGCGAUUGAGAAGGCCAUGAUAACCUGUAGGAAAAUAGCAGAAUCCAGUCGCCGAGUUCAGCUCUAUGUCAGCCGUCUGAUGGAAGCUCUGGGAGAGUUCAGAGGGACUAUCUGCAACCUCUAUUCUGUUCCAAGGAUAGCAGAGCCCAUAUGGCUUACUAUGAUGUCCAGCACUUUGGAGAAAAACCAGCUCUGCCAACGCUUCCUGAAGGAGUUUACUCUUCUGAUAGAACAGAUCAACAAAAAUCAGUUUUUUGCUGCCUUACUGACUGCAGUGUUAACCUACCAUCUGGCCUGGGUACCAACUGUCAUGCCUGUUGACCACCCUCCCAUUAAAGCCUUCUCAGAAAAACGCACCUCUCAGUCAGUGAACAUGCUGGCCAAAACACACCCAUACAAUCCUCUCUGGGCACAACUGGGUGACCUGUAUGGAGCCCUUGGGUCCCCGGUGAGGCUGACUCGCACUGUGGUGGUAGGCAAGCAGAAGGAUCUGGUGCAGCGCAUUCUCUACGUCCUGACUUACUUCCUCCGCUGCUCUGAGCUACAAGAGAACCAGCUGACCUGGAGCGGGACUCACGGCGAGGGCGACCAGGUGAUGCACGGGAGCAAGAUCACAACAGCCCUGGAGAAAGGUGAAGUUGAGGAGUCGGAGUAUGUGGUAGUCACAGUGAGAAACGAGCCUGCUCUUGUACCCCCCAUCCUCCUACCGCCAGCAGGUGAGAGAAGGAACCUGGGGCCCACAGGGUGGGCUGGGGCCCAGGGAGGCAUGGACAUUCCAGACUUGGGUCCCAACCCCGAUAAAGAAGAGCAGAGUUCUGGGACCUGUAGCACAGCAUUCCAAGAAGCAGCUUUGAGCACCUCUUCUCGACAUCAGGGCGCAUUUUGUGGGGAUGAUGGAUGCGAAAAAGAGGGACCACAAGGUGGCUCUUUGAGACUGCCCGGUUCCGAGGCCCUGAGGGCAGGCCUGAAAACUAGCCAACAGACUGCUGGCGUGGAAUUCAAAGGGGAGACGCCUCAGAAACUGCUAGACCGGUCAACGGCCUGGCCUUGCCCUGACAGACAUUUCCGGGAGAAGGCUCCCUUAGAGAAGGUCACUUUUAAAAUUGGAAGCUCCGUAUCUCCAGAGUCAGACCUUGAAAGUCGAACCAAGAAAAUGGAAGAGCAGCUAAAUCCCUGUAGACAAUGUCCAGAUUUAGCUGGAAGUCCCUCCACUCAGUCCAGGGUGUAUCCUGACAUGGCUCAGGACCAGCAGGGUUUAGGGUGCUCCUUUGAGCCUUGCUUUCGAAAGAAUGCCUGCUGCCUUCGGAAGCAGUCCUCUGAGCAGGAGGAAGGCGAACCAGACCGACGUUCUGCUGAGGACAGAGGCAUCAGAACCAGCUUGAGGGCAGACGUUGCUGUCCAACUCAACCGGCCAACCGCCACAUUCACAUCCGGUGACUCUGGGAAGCAGGCAGUGCACAACAUCGGAGGUUCGUGUGUGAAGGGCGCAGAAGGGCCUUGGUUGGAGCCUAUUCCAAGCAGAUGUGAACAGCAGGACUCUGGCCUCUUGGUCACUGCAGAUGUUCCCUGUGGGGAUGCCAGCAGGACAGAGGAGUACAGAAUUGAAGGAGACAUUCCCAGGAACGAAAGCGCAGACAGUGCCCUUGGAGAUAGCGAUGACGAAGCGUGUGCGGCAGCUGCGUUGAGUAUGGGUCACCAUGGUGACAGGCCUGAAGAGUCCCUGGAGGUGGAGCUGCCUCUGCCCAGGUCUCAAAACAUCAGUCACCAGAACGUGAGAAACUUUGGCCGGUCCCUUUUGGCGGGCUACUGCCCCACGUACAUGCCCGAUCUAGUGCUUCAUGGAACCAGCAAUGACGAGAAGCUGAAGCAGUGGCUGAUGGCUGACCUGGUGCACACGGUACAUCAUCCAGUGCUGGAUGAACCGAUAGCUGAAGCCAUCUGUAUUGUCGCAGACACGGAUAAGUGGAGCGUCCAGGUAGCCACAAGUCAGAGGAAGAUGAUGGAUAGUGUGAAACUGGGCCAAGAUGCCUUGGUCUCCAGCCAGGUGUCCAGUUUACUUCAAUCAAUUUUGCAGCUUUACAAGCUUCACCUCCCUGCAGAUUUUUGCGUCAUGCAUCUGGAAGACCGCCUCCAGGAGCUGUAUCUGAAGAGUAAAAUGCUCUCUGAGUACCUUCGAGGCCACACUCGCGUGCAUGUGAAAGAGCUGGGUGUUGUGCUGGGGAUCGAAUCUAACGACCUGCCUCUGUUGACUGCUAUUGCCACUACACAUUCUCCGUAUGUGGCUCAAAUACUCUUAUAGCACCCAGGACAGCUCUUCCUUGAAGAAGGACCAUCAGACUGCCAACGGAAGGAGUAAGAACUAAGCUUUCGGUGCUGUCAAGCGCAGACGAGCAAGCAGAAACCAUCUCUUCUCUAGGGUCUUUUCCCUUUUGUACUUCGGCUUUCAGGCGACGCUUCGUUGGAAGAUGUUAGGUUUAUUUGGCAUAAAAACAUUUGUGUUUUUCACACAAACCUUAGGCCAGGGGUCCUCAAACUACAGCCCGGGGGCCACAUGCGGCCCGCCGGGUGUUUUUGCCACCACUCCCUGUCUG